Molecule: messenger RNA, 2425 nt
Organism: Camellia sinensis
Lineage: Eukaryota; Viridiplantae; Streptophyta; Magnoliopsida; Ericales; Theaceae
Source: RefSeq, a predicted model, not a curated record
CACUAUUUAUCUUCCUCUGAUUUGUCCAUUUAGAUCUCUCUCCUGUGCCUGAGUAAAUAUUCAUAUGCCAUUUUUGGACACUUUGCCAUUGUAGUAGGGUCUAGUAGGACGAGAAGCGUUUCUCCAACUAAAGCCAACGACGAGGAGAGAGCUUCUUUACGUUUUUUUUAAUGCCAAAAUACCCUCCAAUUCCAUUGCCCAAAAAGCAGACAGAGAGAUUUGGAGUAGUAUCCAUUCACAUAGAAGACAUACGGGUCCAAAAAGGACCAUCUUUUCUUACCCACAGUCGUGAACUGUUUAAAAAUUUUUGAGUACCCAUUUGGUCAUUUGGAUUUGUGGGUCUGGUUCAUCUCCCCAAAAUCCCAUCUGGGUACUCUUUUUUUUGCUCAAAUACUGUAAUUAGAUGGGGUUUGAAGGGUCCAGGGAUGGACACAAGCGUUCUAAGAGCUUCCCAGAUAAGGGAGUACUUGAAGGAGAUAAAUUGAAUAAUUUCCUUGAACCUUCGCACCGACUAAAGUUGGAUAUGGGGCACUUGAAGGACAGUGCCAAGACCAAGAAGAAACAAUUGCCUAGCUCUGAAGUCCAAAAUUCUUUGAGGCAAGAGAUUCUACAACUUGAGAAAAGAUUACAAGAUCAAGUUGGUCUCCGUUGUGCUUUAGAAAAAGCACUGGGUUAUAGGUCUUCCUCUCAUUGUAUCACAGAUGGAAUAUCAAUGCCUAAGCCGGCGACAGAACUAAUUAAAGAAAUUGCAGUAUUGGAGCUUGAAGUAGUGCACUUGGAGCACUAUCUUCUCUCAUUGUACCGGCAAGCAUUUGAUCAACAAGUUUCCUCCUUAUCUCCAUCUACAAAAGAUGAAAGAUUAAAAUCACCAUUGACUACCCCGAGAGGAAGGUGUCUACAAUUUUCCAGGACUGACAUUAAUACAAAUAGGGAAAUUUCAACUCUUCAAACUAGCUGUCGAUCGCUGGCCAAUCCAUGGAACGAAUCCAGUAAUAUAGAAGAAGUGAAGCCAGUAGAUUGCGGUGUACACCGCAGUCACUCAUCGCUGUCACAACGUUCAGUUCCAUCAACUAGAACUUCUCCCAUGGAAGAGUCUCUUGGUAAAGCUGUUCGUGCCUGUCAUUCUCAACCUUUGUCCAUGAUGGAGUAUGCUCAGAAUACUUCUUCAAACAUAAUCAGUCUGGCAGAGCAUCUUGGUGCCCGUAUUUCUGAUCAUGUCCCAGAGACACCUAACAAGCUUUCUGAAGAUUUGAUCAAAUGCAUGUCAGCUAUAUACUGCAAGCUCGCAGACCCACCCUUGACAAAUCAUGGUCUCUCAUCUCCCAUUUCAUCUUUGUCGUCAAUGAGUGCAUUUUCUCCAAAAGAUCAAUGUGGUAUGUGGAGUCCAGGGUUCAGGAAAGAUUCAUCUUUUGAUGUACGGUUAGAUAAUCCUUUCCACGUCGAAGGACUAAAGGAGUUCAGUGGACCUUACAGCACAAUGGUUGAAGUGCAACGUAUAUAUAGAGAAAGUCACAAAUUGGGUGAUGUUGAGGACAUGUUACAAAAUUUCAGGUCCCUUAUUUGUCGAUUAGAAGAGGUGGAUCCCAGGAAGAUGAAACAUGAAGAGAAGCUAGCAUUCUGGAUCAACAUACACAAUGCGUUGGUGAUGCAUGCAUUUUUGGCUUAUGGGAUUCCACAAAACAAUGUGAAGAGAGUCUUUGUACUAUUGAAAGCUGCCUAUAAUAUUGGAGGUCACAUAGUAGGCGCUGAUACAAUACAGAAUUCCAUCCUUGGAUGCCGCAUGUCUCGUCCUGGACAGUGGCUUCGCUUGUUACUUUCUUCAAGAACGAAGUUCAAGUCAGGAGGUGAACGACAAGCAUAUGCCAUUGAACAUCCCGAACCCCUUGUACACUUUGCACUAUGUUCAGGAAGCCAUUCUGACCCUGCAGUUCGUGUUUACUCACCCAAGAGAGUAUUUCAAGAGCUAGAACUUGCAAAAGAAGAGUACAUUCGGGCUACCUUUGGCAUAAGAAAAGACCAGAAAAUUCUUCUACCGAAGAUUGUGGAGUCCUUUGCAAAGGACUCAGGGUUGUGUCCAGUUGGUGUGAUAGAGAUGAUCCAACAGUGUUUGCCUGAAUCUGUUACAAAGAGUAUUAAGAAAUGUCAAGAUGGGAAGCACCGCAAGAGCAUUGAAUGGGUUCCUUAUAGUUUUACUUUUCGAUAUCUCAUAUCAAAAGAGCUGUUGAAGUGAUUUAUAGCACAGGUCGAUUCCAAAACCGAAGGAGUUUUUAUUUUGCUUUUGUACAAAUGAAUUAGAUUUGUGUUUAGCUAACCUCCGUUUUGCUCCAUCAUGAAAUUGGAAGUAUGUUUUGUUUGCUGUAAUUUCUGGUAGAAUUAGUAGUAUUGGAUUUGAAUUUUGUACAUAAAUGGUAUACAUGUUCAUCCA